AUGACAGCCGGGGGCUGGCAGGUAACGUUUUUGCCCCCUCAGGUCACGUUCGAUCACAGACCUGACGCCCAGCAGGGAGGGAGGGGAGUGUCAGACCCGAAACUCGAGCUGAACUCCCUUGACACGCUGCACCACUCGCCGGCUUGUUGUGCCCCGCUGCUAUAGCGCCACUGAAACAAACCUUCCUGGACCCCCCGACUCCCUCCAGAACCGAACCACCUCAGAUUUUGAUACUCAUAUUUUGAGUGCCCUUCAAAAGAACUUCACGCGUCACUGUCAUUUUGUCUUCUGAUGAGUUUCCUCCGAUGGCAGACUACAAAGUGCACAAAUAUGAGCCAAGAAAGUACAGCACCAAAAUUUCCAUUGACCCUAAAGUGAAGUUUUACGAGCCUGUACAAAGUGCCAACACCUACAAACCGCUCAUCAACAGACCGAUUGAGCAAAAAAAGACAGAACUGAGGACGUAUGAUAAAGUCAAGAAAUAUGACUCCUACAGCGAGUACGUGCCGCCUUGGUCACGUGGGAAGGAGAAAGGAAAGAAGACUGUAAAGGAAGCAGAGCCUCCGCCUCCUCCUCCUCCUACUCAGAAGAAGAAGCAGCAGCAGCAGCAACAGCAGCCGCCCAAAGUGUCCUUCGCUCCAGUUACCUCGUCGAAGGAACCAAGUCUGUCGAGCCUGGGGACAGUCAAAAGGAUGCUGCUUCUCUUCACCGGCCCACAAUCAGACCAGCCUCCGAACUUCUGAUCACGUGAUGAGCCCACAGCUGUGAGACUACGAGACCGGAAGUUGACAAGUUACUCCGAGGUCAAGAGUUUAACUGACAUCGUUUAACUGACAGUGGGUGAACGUUAAGGCCGAGUGCUGCUGACGACACACCGAGUUUUCUAGAAGGCAGUUCGUCUCCAUGCGGAUGACCUCCAUGACUAGACCGGAUGGCAUGAAGCGUGGACGUGCAACUUUAUAUGUAACUCAAGUUCGAUAUGCAUCGAUAUGAUGUGUGAUUUAUUUCAGUGACUUUUGUACAGUGGUGACCCACAUGUGAACCCAUUCGAGAGAUAAACUCUCACGUAACAAAUAUGUUUGACCGCGAUAAAGAAAGACUGGUAUGUAAGCUCUGGUUGGAGCGAAAGAAAGUGACUAAACUGUCCUCAUUUGUCUGUUUUUACCAGCAGCUGCUAUACAGCAACGAGUUUGUACAUGUGUGGUGAUAUUCAUUCACUUUUCGUUUUGCUGCAGAAUGUAAAUGUAGUUUUCUCCACGAGAUUUCUCCUACUAGAGUGCGUUGUUUUGUGAUCCAUGCCGACAACACCAGAGUUGUCCAACUCUUGUAAACGUUCUUCCUCAUU
This is a messenger RNA of Pomacea canaliculata, 1345 nucleotides long. RefSeq lists its product as uncharacterized. NCBI's taxonomy places the organism in Eukaryota, Metazoa, Mollusca, Gastropoda, Architaenioglossa, Ampullariidae. Bases 306 to 743 code for a protein of 145 amino acids. The record is from RefSeq and is a predicted model, not a curated record. The transcript is spliced from 3 exons.